Caenorhabditis bovis is the source of this 300-nucleotide messenger RNA. NCBI's taxonomy places the organism in Eukaryota, Metazoa, Nematoda, Chromadorea, Rhabditida, Rhabditidae. The record is from the annotation of a GenBank genome assembly.
AUGCUUCAAAUCACAUCUCUACUGUGCUCCAUUAUGAUUCUUUCAAUUUGUUGCUCGUCGCUUCAAGCGUCGGAGGCUUUCGGCAGGCAAAUCAAGAGCUUCCCAUAUUCGGUAUCGUUCUACCGUAUGCUCGGACACGAUCGACACCUGAGCCCCUAUUACGGUGUGAACGAUGAGGUGGCCGCGCUCAUCGACUCAAUGAACACCGACGAGAAUCCAUCGCAUCAGCGGUACCGAAGGAGCGAUGGUUUGCGAGGUUACGCAUGCCGCUUCAAAUUUUGUAGAAUCUACGACAAUUAG